AAAAUCCAGAAAAUUAAUGAGGACUCAGUUUUAAUCUCAUUGUUUUAUUGCCAUUACUUGUACAACUUCCUCCAUGCACCGAGUCUUCCCUCGUGACGUGAUGCAUUCUUACCAUAUAUAUAAGGAGGACUGUUCGUAAAUGUUUAUCACUAUACCACAUCUACUUCAUCCAAGUCACGAAGAUCGAGAAGUUAAGAAAAUGCUGCGUUUAAUCGUUGUGAUUGCUGUUACCAUCACUAUCACUUUAAGCUACUCAAUAGAAAAUAGACUGAUCUCUGCUGCUCAUCCCAGUUUCUUUCCGAUUAUUGGCGAUGGCAAUAGAAGACGCAGGGGAAUUGAGGAAAAUGACUUGCCCCGCCCAAUAAGUAAAAAACCACCUGCCACUUUUGAUAGUUCCUUCGAUAUUUUGGGACACAGAAGACGCAGGAUGGUUGAUGAAAAUGACGCCGGUAUAAUUCAGAAAGAUGCUGCAUUUCCAGUUAUGGCUAUACCCUAGAUUUCGAUGAAUCUGGACCUUAAAGAUCAUGAACAAUUGAUUAACAGGUCAUAUCAUUCUUAGUCGUGAUGUAAUAUAGUAUGUAAUUCAA
Messenger RNA from Ostrea edulis (European flat oyster), 587 nucleotides. RefSeq lists its product as uncharacterized. Lineage: Eukaryota; Metazoa; Mollusca; Bivalvia; Ostreida; Ostreidae. The transcript is spliced from 2 exons. The coding region runs from base 140 to 496 and encodes 118 amino acids. The record is from RefSeq and is a predicted model, not a curated record.